Messenger RNA from Vespula vulgaris, 4777 nucleotides. RefSeq names its product myc box-dependent-interacting protein 1 (gene Amph). The transcript has 9 exons. Bases 342 to 1652 code for a protein of 436 amino acids. Gene Ontology annotation, molecular function: protein binding; phospholipid binding. NCBI's taxonomy places the organism in Eukaryota, Metazoa, Arthropoda, Insecta, Hymenoptera, Vespidae. The record is from RefSeq and is a predicted model, not a curated record. Gene Ontology annotation, cellular component: cytoplasm; plasma membrane.
GGCGCGAGAAACUCUCGUGUCCUCGUCAGUCUCGUCAGUGUCUCCUCGGGAGUCCGUCCGUGUGUUUGUUCUUCGUGAUUCCUAGUUACGCGGAACUUAAUUCGUUUCCGCUUCUAUUUCAACUUGUAAUAUCGACAUACAUAUCCGGAUUAGAGUUUUGUGUGAUAGGUUGAGAAAAUAAGGAAGGAUUGAAUAACGCGAUAACGAGAUAGAAAUAAAUUUCGUCGUAACAAGAACCACCAAGAGGAACAUCACGACCAUUAAACCACCGUCGUCGUCGUCGUCAUCGUCAUCGUCAUUAUUAUCACCAUCAUAUACGAAGGCGAGCGUCGAGGACGAAGAUGGCCGAGAGUAAAGGAGCGCUGAUUGCGAAGACAGUGCAAAAACACGCGGGUAGAGCGAAAGAGAAGUUCCUUCAGAAUCUCGGGAAGGUCGACAGAACAGCGGACGACAUACUUGACGAGCACCUACAGAACUUCACCAGACAGCAAUAUUCCGCCAACAGGCUGCAAAAGGAGUUCAACAAUUACAUCAGGUGUGUUCGAGCUGUACAAGUGGCCUCGAAGACAUUGAUGGACUCCCUCAAUGAAAUCUAUGAGAGUCAAUGGACUGGUCAUGAUCUUCUUUAUGUGCAAGCACAAAACUUGGAUAUGUUGUGGCAGGAUUUUACUCACAAACUUGCGGACCAAGUAUUGGUACCUCUCAACACAUAUCAAAGUCAAUUUCCUGAAAUGAGAAAAAAAAUUGACAAACGUGGACGAAAGCUGGUAGACUAUGAUAGUCAAAGACACAAUUUCCAAUCUCUCCAAUGUAAUCUAAAAAAGAGAGAUGAAAUUAAAGUAUCUCGAGGCAAGGAACUUUUGGAAGAAGCAAAACGUACAUACGAGCAACUAAACUCAGAACUUCACGACGAAUUGCCAGCUUUGUACGAUUCUCGUGUUUUAUUCCUUGUUACCAAUUUACAAACUUUAUUCGCUGCUGAACAAGUUUUUCAUGCCGAGAGUGCCAAGGUCUAUUCCGAAUUAGAGGCAAUUGUUGAUAAACUUGCCAAUGAAAGUCAAAGAGGAUCUUAUACGUUGAAAAAGAACACCGAACCCCAAUCGCCAAAAUCACCAAAUGCCAACUCAACCUUGAUAAUAAAUACACAACCGGCACAAAACAACAUCUCGGCAGGUAAAAACGAAUUCGUUGGUAUAUUACCAAUUAUGCUUGAUUUAUCUGUGGAGGACUCGGUGCCACCAGCUAGAGACACGUCGCCAACAACCCAAUUAAAUGGCAAUGCUAACAGCAAUGCUAAUAGCAAUGAUAAUUCUCUCAAUAACCAGGAUGCUUCUCCGCAAAGUACAGUCGUACCUACCAAAUGUGUUGAAGAAUUAUAUGAUAUUCCAGUCGACGUGGAAUAUGAAAAUGGUACCAAUUUCUCUGCAGGGGCGACAACGGACAAUUUGCCACCUGGUGUUUUGUAUAGGGUCAAGACAACAUAUAAAUACAGUCAGGAAGAUGUGGAUGAAUUGUCCUUUGACGUUGGUGAAAUAAUACGCGUCGUAAAAUAUGAUGACCCAGAAGAACAGGAGGAGGGCUGGUUAAUGGGUAUCAAAGAGGGUACGAAUGAAAAAGGAAUGUUUCCAGCAAACUUUACGAAGCCACUGUGAAAGCUUUUUCAGGUUUAUCCUUUAUUACCGGAAUGCUCACAGAAUUGUCGUCUUGAUAAAUGUGUAAGGUAAUGUAAUGGAUGUAAUACCGAAGCAAAAAUAAGAUUCCAGUCAGAGUUUAUCAGAGAGGUGUUACAUAUGAGUCGUAAAGAUAGAGAAAAUUAAAGAAGCGAAUCUAAAAAAAGGGGAAUUGAUAUAUAAGAUAGUUUUGCUGGACGGUACUGUGGAGAAUAAUCAGCCCAAAGUGCCUUUAAAACCAGCCACUGUCUGUGCCAACGAACAUUCAUUAUAAUGAUAAUGAUAAUAAUAAUAAUAAUAAUAAUAAUAAUAAUUAAUAAUUAAUAAUCUAGUAUGGGAUUAUCCUCUCAUAUCGAAUGUACGCAUCACUAACAAUCAAAUGAAAAUAUUUAAAUAAUAUAUUAUAUUGUAAUACAAUUUGCAAUACUAUAUAUAUAAUAAUAUAAAAGUCUCUAUACAUACAUACGUAUAUAUAUGUGUAUAUAUAUAUGUAUAUACAUAUAUAUAUAUAUAUAUAUAUAUAUUAAAUUAAUUUUAUUUUAUGAAAGUGUACAUAGAUCUACAUAUACUACUUUUAAGGAUAAAUAACUUUUAUGAGAGAUAACUUUUUUCGUGGCCACUGAGAGAAGGAGAGAGGAAGAGAGAGAAAAAGAGAAAAAUAAUCGUUAAGAAUUAUCGUCAAAUUUAUCGACGAUACCUUUCUACACAACAAAAGCUCUUUUUUACGAGGAGUCUUUUUCAAAAUUUUUCAUGGUCUAUUCGUCUCUACUUUACAUUCUUAAAUCAUCUCGAAAAAUAUCUAGAGAUAAUAGUUGCUGAUAGUGAGAGAGAAAGAAAGAAAGAAAGAAAAAGAGAGAGAGAGAGAGAGAGAGAGAGAGAGAGAGAGAGAGAGAGAGAGAAAUCAAUUUUUACACUUUUAUCAUUUAAUUCUACGACGAUAUAUAGACAGAUAUUAUUCUUACACGAUGAACGUAGUUAAAAGAAAGUAUCGUAUGAUAUCCAAUAGAGCAAUAUAAAAAUUGAUAUUAAAAUUUUCAACGUUGUAAAAUUCUCGAAUGAUAUUUAAUCAUUUUUUUAUCUUUCUGUUUUUUUUUUUUUUAUUUUUCCUUUUUCAACAAACAGAUCUUUCUCGUACAAUAUUUUAGAGAUGUAAUAGAAUUUCAUUGUAAUAUGUUUCUUUUUCUAAAUUUGAUUUAAUAUUUUUUUCUUAUGAUAUAUAUAUAUAUCACAUUUGUAUAUUCUCUGAUGAGUACCUUACGUACAUAAUAGAAGGAAUGUAAGGAAUCUAGUAACAGUAUUGAGGGGCAGCUGUUAUUAUUGAUCCUGUAUUAAUUUGUAUAGUCAAAGUAGAAUGAUGGAUACCAAUGGUCCAAUAUCACCAAUUUUAUAGCUUUGAUUAAUUAAUACUCGUUAUAUAGAUCUGUUAGAACAAUCGUAUAUCACAUAUACACACACAUAUUCGUGUAAUGAAACAGUGCUAUAAUGAUAUAUAUAUAUGAAAUAAUGCGAUAUAGUAUUAUAAGAAGAUUAUUGAUACCGGCUUCCACUUGAGAGUGUGUGUUUUUAUUUUAUUAUAUUAUUCAGAAAGAUUAUUUGUAAAAUAUUUAAUAGGAAAGUUGGAUUGUUUAUUUUAUAAAAGGAUGAUGAAUUUGUUGUUGAAGGAUUGAUCCAUCGUCAUUACUAAUAAUAAAUAUUAAGAUGAUUUAAGAGUAUUAUUGGGCAAAAAAUAAUAAUAAUAAUAUAAUAAUAAUAAUAACAAUAACAAUAAUAGUUAUAAUAAUGAUAAUAAUAAUAAUAUAAUAAUAAUAAUAAUAAUAAUAAUAAUAAUAAUAAUAAUAAUAAUAUGAAAGGUCUCUUCACAGGUUUUUGUUGUCACAGAUUCGUCUUUAAUCGGUGUAUAUCAUUAUUAUACAUAUAUAUAUAUAUAUAUAUAUAUAUAUAUAUAUAUGCACACACACACAUAUAAGUUAAGAGUGCAAUAACUUUUGCAUAAGCCAAAUUAUUGUAAGCGUAUCGAAUCGUGGACCAAAAAAAAACAAAAACAAAUAAGAAAAAUUGUGAAUUUUGAUUCUUCAAUGCCAAAAGAGCUGGUUAAGACUGUGAAGAAGAACAUGAGAAAAAAGAUUUGAUAAUUAUUUGUUAUAGGUAUAAGUAUUUAUACUCCAUUUUUAGUUAAGUCCUGACAUAUGUCUUGUUUAAAUUACAUUCCAAAAAAUUUGUCAUAUAUAUAUAUAUAUAUAUAUAUAUAUGUAUAUAUAUAAAAUACGCAUAAAAUAUAUCAUAUUAUCCCAGAAUUCAAAUGACUUCAUAAAUUUAAAUUUGUUUGUUUCUGACUUACAAAGUCAGUUCAAUCGUAUAGAAUUGUCAUUAAUUAAAAAGUCGGAAUGUAAUUAAAAGUGGAGUAUAAAGUUGUGCCUUGAUUUUUCUAAGUUUAACAAGUACCAUGUACUAUUGUCUUUUAUCGAAUGUAUUCAAUGAUAACGAAAUAAUAUAAAUGUAUUUUGUUGAGUUGAGAAAAGAAAAAAAGAACAAAAAAAAAACGAUAUUUAUAUGAUAGCGCUGAGAAGAAGAGUGUUUAGGUUUGAAUAUCAACGUGUUACUGCCACGUGGUACAAAAUUUUAAUCUUUAAAGUGGUACGAUUAAUUAAAAGUGUGUCAAAACUUUCUUAUAAUACAUGCCCUUUAUACUGCGUACAAUUUUUAUCUGACCGAACGAUUUGCAUUUAAUGUUUAAAGAAAAGAAAAAAAAAAGAACAAAAAGAAAGAGGAAAAAAAUGUUUAAAAAAAAAAGGAAAAAAAAGGAACUGAAAAAAUAACAAAAAUGAUUUAAGAGGUUUGAAUAUCAUCCCUCUUUCCAAGUAGUAUUUCCAAUAAAGCUUAAUGUCAUACUUUCUUUGGAUACAGUCGGAUUAUAAUUUUAUUAUUAUACAUCAUUAGAGAACGGCAAUAUAAUAUACAAAGAAAAUAUAUUUAAAAGAAAAGAAAAAAAAAAUGAUAACACCAAAGCAUUCUAUACUUGAGCUUAAUAGAGAAAGAAUGUUAUCGAACAGUGUAGUAGUGUAUUAUCAAUUUUUAGGUUAUAAUAAACAAAAUAUAUAUAUAUGCAA